GUGUGACGCCUUGUCCUGUGACCAGCUGGUGGUAUCGAGCAGCUGGAAUUAGUGGAGUUUCAACUUCACUGAUCUCGUUGAAAUGUCCGCCAGCAACUCAGAAUUCCUCACGAAGUUUGAGACAAAGAGUAAUCGUGUGAAAGGUUUGAGCUUCCAUCCUCGUAGACCAUGGAUCGUUGCGAGUUUGCACAACGGUGUGAUCCAGCUGUGGGAUUAUCGUAUGGGAACCCUCCUUGAUCGCUUUGAAGAGCACGAGGGGCCAGUGCGUGGGGUGAAUUUCCAUCAGACGCAGCCACUUCUUGUAUCGGGUGGUGAUGAUUACAAGAUCAAGAUCUGGAAUUACAAGCUCAGACGAUGCCUGAAGCCUGACUUGUUGGGGCAUCUUGACUACAUCAGGACUGUUCAGUUCCACCACGAAUAUCCGUGGGUGGUCAGCUCUUCUGACGAUCAGACUGUGCGUAUCUGGGAUUGGCAGCAGUCUGGCCGACCAUGUCUUGUAGUGCUCACUGGCCAUAAUCAUUACGUGAUGUCUGUUCAAUUUCAUCCAAGAGAAGAUCUCAUCGUUUCUGCAUCGUUGGAUCAGACAGUCAGAGUGUGGGAUAUUUCUGGCCUCAAGAAGAAGUAUGUUGGACACGGUGUGGACGACAUGCAAGGACAAACCAGCGUCCCGAAGAUUGGUGCUGACCUUUUUGGGAGCACAGAUACCACUGUGAAAUAUCUCCUUGAAGGCCAUGAUCGCGGAGUGAAUUGGGCAUCAUUCCACCACACGCUUCCCCUCAUUGUGUCGGGGGCGGAUGACAGGCAAGUCAAGCUGUGGAGGAUGAACGACUCCAAGGCUUGGGAAGUAGACACGCUUCGUGGACACGUGAACAACGUGUCUUGCGUUCUUUUCCAUCCCAAGCAAGAGCUGAUCAUCAGUAACUCCGAGGAUAAGUCCAUCCGAGUGUGGGACAUGUCCAAACGCACUGGUGUGCAGACAUUCCGACGGGAACAAGACCGAUUCUGGAUCCUAGCAGUUCACAAGGACCAAGGUCUUCUUGCUGCUGGUCAUGACAGUGGCAUGCUCGUGUUCAAACUUGAUCGUGAGAGACCUGCCUUUGCAAUGAAUGAGGGCGGGCCCAAUACAGGCUCUCAGCUGCUCUACGUCAAGGAGAGAUACUUGAGAAUGUUUGAGCCUGGUUCAGGACGAGACAUUCCCCUUGUGUCUAUCCGAAGGUCAUCGGGUCCAAACAGUGCCCCCCGUUCCAUGGUUUACAACGAGGCUGAGAGGAGCGUCUUGAUGUGCACAGACGCCGAAGGCGGAUCCUACGAAUUGUACCAGAUCCCUCGCGAUGCCUCCAAGGGCGCACAGGAAUCUGUGGACUCUAAACGGGGUCUUGGAUUGGCAGCUGUCUUUGUGGCUCGGAACCGAUUCGCUGUUUUGGACAAGAGCAGGCAGAUUCUGAUCAAGAACCUGAGCAAUGAGGUGACCAAGAAACUCUCACCACCCCAUGCAACUACGGACAUGAUUUUCUAUGCUGGAACUGGCAUGUUGCUUUGCAAAGCAGAAGACAAGAUCACUCUCUUUGAUUUGCAGCAGAAACGGGCCAUGGGAGAGAUCACUUGCCCUAAUGUCAAAUAUGUUGUUUGGGCGAGCGACAUGAAACACGUUGCGUUCCUGAGUAAGCACACCGUGGUAUUGGCAAGAAGGGAUGCCCAAAAGCUGGAGCAUUUGGCCACUGUCCACGAGACCAUUCGUGUCAAAAGUGGUGUCUGGGAAGAAGGAAGCACCAAGGCCUUCAUCUACACGACUUUGAACCAUGUUAAGUUCUGUUUGACUCAAGGGGACAGCGGCAUUAUCAGAACCCUUGAAGCCCCAGUAUAUCUCUGCAAAGUGAUGGGAAACAAACUCUUCUGCUUGGAUCGGGAAAGCAACACUCUGACGCUUUCUAUUGACAAGACGGAAUUUUUGUUCAAAGUGGCAUUGCUGGAUCGCAACUAUGAUGAAGUUCUUAGAAUCAUCAAGCGCUCCAAACUUUGUGGGCAGGCAAUUAUUGGAUAUCUUCAGAAGAAGGGCUUUCCAGAAGUUGCGCUUCAGUUCGUGAAUGAUGAAAAGACGAGAUUCAAUCUCGCGAUUGAAUGUGGCAACAUUGAAGUUGCAUUGGCGUCGGCUUCAGCGCUGGAUGACAAGGACUGCUGGCACAAACUUGGUGUUGAGGCUCUCCGACAAGGAAAUCAUCAAAUUGUGGAGAUGGCAUAUCAAAAGACCAAAGACUUUGAGAGAUUGUCAUUCCUGUAUUUGAUCACAGGCAAUACCGAGAAGCUCAACAAGAUGUUACGGAUCGCUGAGAUGAGGGGUGACGUCAUGGGAAGAUUCCACAAUGCUUUGUACCUCGGUGAUGUGAAUGAGAGGAUCAAGAUUUUGAAGGAUCAGCAACAGCUUGCUCUGGCCUACCUCACUGCUGUGACCCAUGGAGUUACAGAUGCUGCAGCAGAGAUUGAAGCUCUGAUUCCGGAGGAACUGCUACCUUCGUGUAAGCCGAAAGCUGACGCUUCUCUUCUGUUCCCUCCAACCCCAAUCUUCAGAGAGAACAAUUGGCCGUUGCUGCGUGUCUCCAAGGGCUACUUUGAUGGACCUGUCGAGAAAGUGAGCGAGUCGAAGCUCAACGAAGAGUUGGAUGGAGAUAUUGGUGGUGGAUGGGGUGGAGAUGACUUGGAUUUGCCCGGUGAAGGUGGAGGCGAUGUUGUCCAAGAAGAGGAUGCGGACAUGGGCGGAGAAGGAUGGGGCGGAGAUGGCGUGGAUCUCGAGGAUGGAACAGGAGAGACCGGGGAUGGAUGGGGUAUCGAUGAACUGGAUCUGGAUCUCCCAGGUGGGGGAGCAGCCACAGGCAAGAGUCCGGGAGGAAACGUUGGAGGAUUUUUUGCCCCGCCUACGAUGGGAACACCAGCAGCUCUUCGGUGGCAACAGGCUUCCAAUGUACCUGGCGAGCAUGUCGCUGCCGGUUCCUUCCAGAGUGCGAUGGAGUUGAUGAACCGACAAGCCGGUGUGGUCAACUUCGAGCCGAUGAAACCUAUCUUCACAAGCGUCUACCUAGGUGCUCAGUCCUUCUUGUCUGGAAGUCCAGGUGCCGCUAUCAUGGAAUGCGCGAUGCAUCGCAACAACGAAAAUUAUUUCUGGAGUGCAAGAGGUACUGAUGGAAUGCCUGCGGUCUGUGCAACAGUGCCUACUCUUACCGACCGUAUCAAGUCUGGAUACAAGGCCUUCACUGAGGGCAAGCUUCCUGAAGCCUUGCAGAUCUUUGUCUACUCGUUGCAGUCGGUUCUGGUCGCGUGUGUUGAUUCAAAGCAAGAGCUUGACGAGCUGCGAGAACAAAUGGGCAUCUGCAAGGAGUACAUCACGGCGAUCAUCUUGGAGACAACGAGGCGCGAGCAGUUCAAGGAAGAUCCGACCCGCAACGUCGAGUUGGCGGCUUACCUCACGCACUGCAACUUGCAGCCCUUGCACUUGCUCAUCUCGCUGAGGUCGGCCAUGAGCAGUUCAGUGAAGAUCAAGAACUACAACACGGCUGGGUCGUUCUGUCGCAGGCUGUUGGAAUUGAACCCCAAGGCUGAGCACAAGGAGCAAGCUCUGAAAGUUCUCAAAGUGUGCGAGGCGAACCGUUCCAACGAAGUUGAGCUGCAGUAUGACGAGCGAAACCCUUUCGUUGUGUGCACAAAAAGCUUCGUUCCGAUAUACCGCGGCAAGCCUAUUACGCGCUGUGGAUUCUGUUCGGCUCCCUUCGAUCCUGCGUUCAAGGGCCAGGUGUGCGCAGUCUGCCAAGUCGGAGAGAUUGGCUUGAAGGGAACGGGGCUGAUCAACUCAAGACACCAACGGAACAAGCAAUCCUCCAACGACAUGGGAGACUUUGAUGAUUGAGCGGGAUAGCCCCAAUCCGCACGCUCUUCCCGACUGCUGGCCUGGUCUCAUUACACGCUUGCAAUGAAGGGUGUUUCGUCCACU
Molecule: messenger RNA, 3979 nt
Organism: Guillardia theta CCMP2712
Lineage: Eukaryota; Cryptophyceae; Pyrenomonadales; Geminigeraceae
Gene: COPIA
Product: coatomer subunit alpha
Exons: 11
Coding region: 83-3895 (1270 amino acids)
Biological process (GO): endoplasmic reticulum to Golgi vesicle-mediated transport; intra-Golgi vesicle-mediated transport; retrograde vesicle-mediated transport, Golgi to endoplasmic reticulum
Cellular component (GO): COPI vesicle coat
Molecular function (GO): protein binding; structural molecule activity
Source: RefSeq, a predicted model, not a curated record